CACUUUGUUAUUGUUUCAACUGCCGAUUGCCGCUUUAAAGGGCACUUCAUUUAAUAUAACACGCUUUUAAAAUCCAAUAUUGGUGCAAAAUGUCUAAUUUAAAAUAUCAAAAGGACUCAUUUCGUGGAAUUACCCUUUUGCUUUCUCACAAUCUCUCACUUGGGUUUUUUAAUCGAGAUUCAAUUUCUAGAUUAUCAACGCAUCUUUCCACAGCAGUCACACAGCAAUCACAUACUGUUGUCAAAAACAACACCAGCCCAAACUAUCUUUAAAAAAAUAAUGAAAUCCUUUCCUUGGAAAUACCACUUAUUUUUAAUAGCCAACACGGGCUAAUAACAGUUUUGAUACCUAUUGUGUGCAUGCAGUGUGUCCAACGCCAGCCUCUCCCAUUUGCCGUAGUGACACGUUUUAUGAUAGUGACACUGAGACAUAAAGUACAGUAUUGAUACCUGGCCACAGCGGCAGGUACCGAUGGGCUUUAAUGGCUGGCGUGCAGUCAGAACUGCACGCCAGAACACUCCUGAUGGAGAGCCUUUAUCUCCCCUUUACUGCCCUGAGCAAACAGCCUGGUCCUUAUCUCCUGGGGGGCCCGGGGGCCCUGGCAUAGGGGCCCACGCUUAAUGUCAGGGGAAUCAAAGUGGAAGGGAAGUAGGCGGAAGCACCAUUCCCAUGCCUCGCUUUUUAAUCGGCGGUGGGCAAACACAGCUACUUCCACUGCGGAAAGGAGAAACGCCAAUUUUCAUGUCAGGGAUGAGAGGACGUGUUUUCGUCCUCACACACAAUAAUGGACACAGCUGCCAGCCACAAUGGCUUCUGUUGUCCCUGACUCAAAUCUAGAUUACAGUACCCUCCUUCACUACGUAGUAUGCAUGAACAUUAAAACGUCCUAGUUGUAAUGCGCCGUGUAGUGCAUCUGGAGUGAUUGACAAGCCACGUCUCUAAGCAAUUACAGUCGUUAUUGUAAAGCAUUGGGAGUCACACAUGCCAUUAGCCAAAGUAGAACCAUUAACGUGGCCAUCUAUAGCAGGCUGUUGUGGUCAAGCCUGACCUGCUUUUGCUAAUCACGUUGUUUCCACGUCAUUUCAACCCCCCCCCAAAAAAAUCAAGAAUCAACGUGGAAAACAUAAGGGUAUUUCGUCUUUGUUUCACCCGACUUUUAUCCUAAAUCCAAUGACAUGGUGAAAUGUUUGUUGGUUUCAUGUUGAAUUAGCGUUAGUUGACAACUCAACCAGGUCUGAAUCAAAACUAGACGUUGAACUGACGCCUGUGCGCAGCGGGUUCUAGCUUUAACUAAGAGCAACCUCAAAACAGGCUGCAACCUGAGCAAUAUUGACCCUUCAAUUUAUUUUUGAAUUCCUUACAUUCAAAGAAGUAUAGUGCAGCUGGUAAAAACCUCUCGUUACGUGUGUCAUCAACGGAGAUGACAGAACCCUAGUGCAGUACUGUAGGGGGGAGGAUAGAGGUUGGAAGAGCACUCAGUGUGAUUUGAUGAACAGUAGCUAAGAGGGCAUUAGACAGAUUCAUUCUUGACCUUAUGGCCUGGGGACAGACACUGUCUGGGACAUCUAGUGGGACACAUUGACUGGCUGCUGUGGUGCUUACCUGAGCUCACUGCUGGAUGCACCUGGAACUGUUCUGCUAUGGCAGAUCCCUUUAACGUACUGUCUACUGCAGCUUCUCUCUCUCUCCCUCCUCUCUCUCUCUUCACAGCGCUUUGCUAACUGCUUUCUUUCAACCCCCUUCCUUCUCUAUCUCACCCUGUGUCUCUGUGUGCGUGUGUGUGUGUGCGCGCGCGCUCCUUGUGCCUGUGUGCAGAGCGGGCCGCGGGGCUGUGCUGUCGCUUGGUGGUGCCCUGCCACAAAGGGAUGCCCCGCCUCACCGACCUGUCCGUCAAAACCAAAGACGUGUGGGAGAUCCCCCGGGAGUCACUGCAGCUCAUCAAGCGUCUGGGGAAUGGGCAGUUUGGGGAGGUCUGGAUGGGAACGUGGAACGGCACCACUAAGGUGGCGGUGAAGACGCUGAAGCCUGGCACCAUGUCUCCUGAGUCCUUCCUGGAAGAAGCCCAGAUCAUGAAGAAGCUCCGGCAUGACAAACUGGUGCAGCUCUACGCUGUGGUGUCUGAGGAACCCAUCUACAUCGUCACUGAGUACAUGGGCAAAGGAAGCCUUCUGGAUUUCCUGAAGGACGGGGAGGGACGAGGACUGAAACUGCCCAAUCUGGUUGACAUGGCAGCCCAGGUGGCAGCAGGCAUGGCGUACAUCGAGAGGAUGAACUACAUCCACAGAGACCUGCGCUCGGCUAACAUCCUGGUCGGGGACAACCUGGUAUGUAAGAUCGCCGACUUCGGACUGGCCAGGCUGAUUGAGGACAACGAGUACACAGCACGGCAAGGUGCUAAGUUCCCGAUUAAGUGGACGGCCCCGGAGGCUGCGCUGUACGGAAAGUUCACCAUCAAGUCCGACGUGUGGUCGUUUGGCAUCCUGCUCACAGAGCUGGUCACCAAGGGACGUGUACCCUACCCAGGGAUGAACAACCGGGAGGUGCUGGAGCAAGUGGAGCGAGGCUACAGGAUGCCCUGUCCACAGGACUGCCCCAUCUCCCUCCACGAGCUCAUGGUGCAGUGCUGGAAGAAGGACGCAGAGGAGAGGCCCACCUUCGAGUACCUGCAGGCCUUCCUGGAGGACUACUUCACGGCCACAGAGCCGCAGUACCAGCCAGGGGACAACCUCUAAACACAGAGCUCUGGGCUGGGACUGGACUGAACCGUAGUUCUCUGAAGCCACACCAGGGACCUGUACAUCUUCCUCAGCUCAACAGAGCAUCAUGUCUCAACUCUCCUCCAGCUCACAACACUCUCAAACACUCUCCGUGGCAAACCUUGAGACAGACUCAACAGACCAGAGAUACCAGUUAGGAGGGAGGGAGGGAGGUUUGGGGGUGGUUGGGCUAGUUAUGAUGUAAUGAAAUGCCUGUAUUCAAUGUAAAUAUGAACAGCUAGUCUGCUUAACUUUUGGUUUAUGUUUUGGUGGUUUGUUUGCUUCUGAUGGCAUUUUGACUGAUUUUCUCCAUGAUGAUGAUGAUGAUGAUGGUAAAGAAAAUGGUCAAUGAAGAUGAUAAUUCAAAAGUGCACCAUGAGACCAUGAUAUCUUGUCACUUCUAAUCCUGAAUAUACAGGACAUGUCUAUCAAAGCUAAUAUUUUUUUAUUAUUAUUUUGGGGGCAAUUUAAUGAACACCAUCAAUUAUUUAUUUCAUUUUUGCGGUUUUGCUCAUGUAUAAUAAUAAAUAAGAACACCAGUCCUGAGUGUAUCGCCUCAGUGUAUAAAUAAUUUUGGGGGCAAAGUCGUCUGUUUUACAGGGACUUGAGGCAAGCAUGACAAAAUACUCCGUAGAGAUUUCUUUUGCACCUCAUGAUUUUGCUUUUAUUUUGUUCAUCCUUGUAAAAUAGUUUUGUCCUCCUCAAAGUAAUAGAUGUUAGGCUAAUGCCGUAACAAAGUUAUUUUACAAAUAAUGUAUGUUACAUUUUGUAAUUACAGCCAAAUGUGUGCGAAUUAUACUUUUGAACAUAUCUCUUCUCGCUUACCAGGUUUUAAGAAAAAUAAAUAAUGGGGAUAAAAUUGGUCUUUCCAGGUAUUAUUUAGUGUAUACUGGAAGGACAUGGUGUUUAUUUUAGAAGAGAAAGAUGUUCAUCUCUGCU
This is a messenger RNA of Salvelinus sp. IW2-2015, 3695 nucleotides long. Its product is annotated as tyrosine-protein kinase Fyn-like. Gene Ontology annotation, molecular function: ATP binding; signaling receptor binding; non-membrane spanning protein tyrosine kinase activity. The record is from RefSeq and is a predicted model, not a curated record. Gene Ontology annotation, biological process: innate immune response; cell surface receptor protein tyrosine kinase signaling pathway; cell differentiation. NCBI's taxonomy places the organism in Eukaryota, Metazoa, Chordata, Actinopteri, Salmoniformes, Salmonidae. Gene Ontology annotation, cellular component: extrinsic component of cytoplasmic side of plasma membrane.